AUGUCGCUAUCCAAACCCUCCAUACCCGUUCAACGAUGUCCAGCAAACUGCAGAGGCUGUGCAACAUUUGCAGCUUUCGGCGGCGGAUACUUUCCUCCUCAAACACCUGGUGGAGCAUUGUACCAAUGUUAUGAAUAUGCUUUGGCGCUAGGUAUUAUAGAAGGACCUUCUUCGAGCACGAUUGAGAAUGCGGAUUUGGUACCUGCUCCUUUGGCCAUACCUGCUAAGUCGGCGAGACGUCCUACGGGCAAGCCGAUUGCUCCUGCUGCUUUUACUUCUCCCCCUCCUCCUCCUUUGCUCCCUUUUCCUGUCGAAGUGAGCAAGGAAACAAGGAAGAAAAUGGAGGCAAUAGCAGCUGGGCCAUAUACAUUCGAAGAGAAAGUAGAGUUGAUGACUUUUGAGGCAACUAAAGAUCCGCAGUCAGCUGCGUAUAUGGUGAACUAUGCAAGAACGCACCAGAUUGAUUUCCCCGCAGGGUCUACGAUGUCACAAACUGGCGAAGACGCUAUAUUUUCUCCCUCUUUAUCUAGUGUAGGUAUCUAUGAAGAGAAAAAUGCGACAUAUCCUCUUGGUCAUAGUUAUCUACCACCUGGUGUGGUUCCGCUUCAUAGUGAUCUUCUAUUUACGAUCACGACGUGUGGAGAACGAUGCGCGACGAGUUUUGUUGGGAUGUAUGCGAUGCGGAUGCGAGAUGCGUUUCAAGCUUCUGGGGUCGAUAUGCGGGCUCAUGAAGUAAGAGGGGAUUGGGAGAAGACAGGGGCGAAGCGAUGGUUGUAUAGCUUGGGGAUGGACAAGGAUAAGGAAAAGGUGAACAAGAUUCUAAGGAAGGGGAAAGAUGUGGUCAUGGCGCAGGAGAAGAGAGGGGUUAGCACGUUCAAGUUAUUAAAGGAAUAUGAGAAUUUACGCAAGGAUAUGGAGAGUGAGAUAGAGAAUGCGUUUCGGGAUAUAGAGAAGGCGGUUGGAGAUUCCCAGGAAGCGGAGUGCAGUCUCGAGUCAUCGGAGCCUCACUCACUGCCUGACAAGAUUGUGCGAAGAGCGGUUGAGAAAGUUGUAAGAGAACACUUCGAUCCUAUCGAUUGGCAAGGCCCAGACCGGAAUUGGCUAGGAGCUGAUGCUAGCAUUUCCACCCUACCUCCACGACAGCGACCACUGCAGAGUUGUGGCAUGAACGGACUCGUGGGUGAUGACCCGGUCGACGAAUCUGCAUGCACCAGUUUCGUUCAAUUGAAGCGUACGAAGCCAAUGGAAUUUAAAUGGUACCACAGGAGCAACGAGUUCGAGAAACCGAAAUAUGAAUGGCCUCAGCAAUUGAGAUGUAUUAUGAGCAAUGGAACAAUCCGCGAGCGUUCGAUGGGUCCAUUCUAUGGCGAAAUAUCUGAUAGACUCUCUCUGUUAAAGGAGCAUUCUAUAAAGCAGAACAUUGCUGCAGAUAACACACUGCACUUUGUGGAUUCAUCGUGGCGGUUCAUGGCGAAUGGGAUGAAUAUCUGUGAUUGGUAUUGGGACGAAGAAAAGCGCAUAUUGGUAAAAGGUUACAGCGGGCACAGUGAUUACAAGAAAGACUGCGAUCGGAUUGACCGAGAGUUGGAAAAUUGGAAGGCGACGAUCAAAGAAGGGAUGGAGACUCCAAUCAACUCUGGUGACCUUUCCAAGAAGGAACUUCGAUACGCUACGAUUGGCGAGUAUUUAUUACGACAGUGGAAAGAAGGACCGGGAAUCAUGGUUUCCAAAACCCCUAGCGAUGAAAAGAUGGAAGGAUCUCUUCUUGCUCCUCACACCACCGAUAACGCUUCGCAUAUUAACUAUCUCAAUGCUCGUAUUACUGAUGCAACUAGACAUCGGGCUGAAAUCGAAAGCAAGUGGAAUCACGAAACUGCGCCUCAAGAUGUCUUUCAGGCUAGAAGAGAUUUACUCGCACAUAUAGAUGUGUUGGAGGAUUUGAAAAUCGAGAUCGAAGCGCUCAAUCGUCAAGAAGAGACAGGACAAAGCCCCAUUUUCAAAGACAAAAAGACGAGAAGAGAGUUGAGUUUGUGGGAGAGGGAACGAUCAGAAGAGAUGCGGUUGUGGGAAAGAAAGCCGGCAGGUGAAAAAAAUGGACAAAGUCCGCGUUCCGAGGCAAAAUGA
This is a messenger RNA of Botrytis fragariae, 2124 nucleotides long. RefSeq lists its product as uncharacterized. Bases 1 to 2124 code for a protein of 707 amino acids. The record is from RefSeq and is a predicted model, not a curated record. The transcript has a single exon. NCBI's taxonomy places the organism in Eukaryota, Fungi, Ascomycota, Leotiomycetes, Helotiales, Sclerotiniaceae.